CACAGUUCAUGUGAAAAAGUGCACUAAAUCACUUUCUUAGCGCUGAGCAGGAUAUGCUAAAAAAGGCUAGCCACUGGUUUUAGCCAUGGGUCUUGGCUGAUUGUAGUAGUAGCAGAAACUUUGUUUUCUCCGGCACCUGGAGACUCGGUCUUCUCUGACGAGGCAAGGACAGGUCACUUCAGGCGUGGUCAGUCAUGCUAGCUGCUCCUCCGCAGAGUGCAGGCUAGGCUAAGCUAAACCAGCGCUCAUGUGCGGCAGUGAGGAGCCUCUCAGAUGCAGGUGAGCGUGGAGCCCGUCCGGCUGCCGCAGAGCGUCUCCGGCUCCUCACAGUGCCAUGGCGCCUUCGCCACUACUUUUGGACCAAAGUUGGAGGAGCGCCCGCCAGAGAACCAGCGCACUUCACCUUGGAGGAGGCCGAAGCCCCGACAUCCCGCUCCAGCAGCCAUGAGCUCCCCUCGGGAGAGGGACCACAGUCUGAAGAAGAAGCUUCUAAAAGAACCCAGCAGAUACAUUUGUUCAGUUGCUGACCAGCUCACCAGAAGCGUUGACAGAGGCCUAUCAAGUGACCAAAGUGUCUCGGCGUGUUCUCGGUCCUCCGUUGGUGGUGCUAGCUCAGUGAGCCGCCUCACCUCCUGUUCAGGCAGCACUGGCAGUGCCACAGGCUUCUCCACCGAACACAGCUCCAUCUACUCCUGGAGAUACGAUGAGUUCGACAGGGCAAACACUCAGCAUGUAAGACAACUCUUCAGUGCGCUGGAUGAGCUGCUGUACGAAGGGAAGCUGAGCAGUAAAUCUGAGGCCCUGCAGAAAGAGUGUGAGGAAUGGAACACACACUCUCCCCACAUCAGGAUUUUAGGAAAUCAGUUGGAGCCUCCGAAGCAGGAGGGGGUGCAGUAUGUGCACAGGAAAGCCACUAGUGCUAGAACCGCUCCAUCACCUUCCUGCCUAGACAAGAGAGAAGAUCACAGCGAUCUGUGUGUGGAGGGCCACAGACUAGCCCCAGGCCCCUGGUCCGUGUGCUCCAGGCUGCAUCUUUCGGAGCUCUCUUUGUCUCAUAGCCAGCAAGAAGAGGAAGUCUAUGAGGCCGAGGGCAGGAUAGAGGAAUUCCUCGCUUAUGAUGGAAAAGAAAUGGAAAAUGAGGGGGUGGAUCAGAGGAAGGCCUCAGCUGCGGCCUCCCGGGACGGGGUCCCCCCAGUGUCCCCCAAAGCUUGCAUCCGCGACGCAGUGGCUGAUGAGCUUUUCGAUGACGUAUGGCGGGAAAUAGUAGGCCUACUGGAUGAGCUCUUACUCAAACACUGGGAGAAGCAGAGCUCUGAUGGACCAGCACAGAGAAGGACACUGGAGAGCUCCAGCCAAAUUUUCUGUGAAACUUCAUCUCACCUCCCAUCUAGGGGCCAUCACGUUUCCCCUAGCCGAGGCCCUAAUAGCAGGAGCAUGUUCCUAUGGGCCAACAGCAGUAAUGCACAGGAAUCAAGUGUCUUGAAGAUUAAUUUAAACGGCGUUAUGACAAUCCAGGCAAAGCCUCUACAACAGAGACAGCAGGGAUUUGGCGAAAGGUCUCUGUGUGACUCAGACGAUGGAGCCAGCUCACUGACGUAUGUAAAGACCCAGGGGCAAAGAGGGACGAGUGCAUUCUUACACAAACCUGCAGUCCAGCGGAUAUUCCCCAGGCUCAAUGGCAGAGCCAGGCUGCGCCAGACUGUCCCAGCACAAAGCACCCAGGUCUUACGAGGAACCAGACUAUCCACUGUGGCUGAGGACCUGCUCUCUUCACCUGUGAGUGCAGUGCAGAACAACAGGCUUCCUCUCAUCCACACUGAUUCUACCGAGCAAGACUAUAACACAUCUGCUCCCAGACAUACGCAGCAGCUCAGAGGGAGAAUCAUGAGAGGUGGAGUAGCUGGCGCCAUGCACGCUGUGUCUAGCCUGCCACCCCUGAGAGAGCCCACUCUACUACUGGAGUCCCUGUCCCGACCCAACACCACACACACAUUUAGAUCGGACACACCCCUGAAAAGUUCUUUCACACCUAUGGACUUUGCCUGUAAUGUGAGGAUGGGGAGAGGCCUUCUGGCAGGAGACUUCUCCAGAACAGGUCAUGGCACACCUAUGGGUGUGACAGGCUUCAGCAUCACCUGUUCCACGGCCAGCGGCUUUUCUGAGUGUACCACACCCCUAAAGAAACGCACACACCUCCUGUCCUCCACUGAUGGGGAGGGACGGAAUACACCACUACUUGGAUCUAUAGGUCCUCGAAAGGCAUUGAGUCGGUUUCCAGUACCUGCAAGAAAGAAGUUUCAGGUGGUAUUGUCAUAGACAGCUAUUUUUUUUUUACCAUACUGUCGGACACUAGAAAGACAGUCUGCAGUACUGUGUAAGGACAAAAUCAUUUUGGUGCUUUUUUGUUUCUCUAAAAUACCCAUCCAUAACAGUAUGCAUCCUAUUUGUACUAACAAAUUGUGUUACUGACCAGAUUGUGUAUAAGAUGAGCAGUACACAUUGCUUUUAGCAGUUAUGUGAACAUGCUGGAAAUGGUUAAAAGGUGGGAUGAACACAUGGAACAGUUGUUACAAAGUCUUUUUCUGUUAUGUGCAUGUGUUGAAUGCCAAACCACUUUGUGUGUGAAAAAUGUGUUGAUGCAGCUCAAUAAAUUGACAUUUUUACUGCAGGUGCA
Messenger RNA from Pygocentrus nattereri (red-bellied piranha), 2674 nucleotides. It is a transcript of the gene fam149a, whose product is annotated as family with sequence similarity 149 member A. Lineage: Eukaryota; Metazoa; Chordata; Actinopteri; Characiformes; Serrasalmidae. The transcript is spliced from 15 exons. The record is from RefSeq and is a predicted model, not a curated record. The coding region runs from base 274 to 2316 and encodes 680 amino acids.